Molecule: messenger RNA, 978 nt
Organism: Dichomitus squalens LYAD-421 SS1
Lineage: Eukaryota; Fungi; Basidiomycota; Agaricomycetes; Polyporales; Polyporaceae
Product: acyl-CoA dehydrogenase NM domain-like protein
Exons: 4
Coding region: 1-978 (325 amino acids)
Biological process (GO): fatty acid beta-oxidation using acyl-CoA oxidase; lipid homeostasis
Cellular component (GO): peroxisome
Molecular function (GO): fatty acid binding; acyl-CoA oxidase activity; FAD binding
Source: RefSeq, a predicted model, not a curated record
AUGCUCGACCUCUCCAAGAAUCCGUUGUUCGACCUGAACUCCCGCACACUCAGUGUGGACGAGAGGGUGGCCCUCUCCUAUGCACGCGCAAGACUUGUCCUUCGUUCCUACAAUCUCUCAAUCAGCGAUGUGCAGAGCUUCACCCCGAAGUUCUGGGCCAUGCAUCUCGACCCCAUUCUUCCGCUAGAUUUUGGCUGUUUCACUAUCCUGGCUGCGCACUUGAAUCUCACGGUGGGCACGAUUGCUAGAUACCUUCCCCAACAACCAGACUUGAUCCCUCUGGUCAAAUCCCUCCUGAAUCUGGACACAGUAGGCGUGUUCCUGCUCAGCGAGCGUGGGCACGGCCUUGAUGCCUUCAACAUUGAGACCACCGCCACCAAGCACAAGAAUGGAUUCAUCCUCCACACACCUCGCGAGGAAGCUACCAAGUUCAUGCCUGCAACGACGCCCGCCUUCGGGAUUCCCAAGGUAGCAGUAGUCAUGGCCCGUCUCAUCGUAGACGGCGAAGACCGCGGCUCGCGCUUCUUCCUCGUCCCGAUCUGCACUGCCAAAGAGAUGUAUCCAGGCGUGACAUCCACCCGGCUCCCGCGGCGCAGCGGCACGUCCCCGCUCGACUUCUCCAUGACCUCCUUCAACCACGUGUUCCUGCCUGCCUCUGCGCUGCUCGGCGGGUCGCUCGACGCGCCGACGGACGCGCGCAGCGCCUGGUGGGACGAGGUGUGGCGCAUCCCGUACGGCAGCAUGGCGGUGGCGGCGCCCCUGAUGCAGGGCCUCAAGCAUGUCGCGUACAUCGGCGGGCAGUACUCCCUCCGCCGGCAUGUUCGGGUGCACGGCCCCACGCCUGUACCGAUUAUGACGUUCCCAACCCAGCAGUUGGCUGUGCUCUAUGCAGUCGCGGCGGGUACAAUCCUCGACGUGUGGUACCGCUCUAUCAAUCUGUGGACGACCGCGUCAAGCACGGCAUGGCCGUGGUGGUGA